CUGAGAACUGUGUACUGAGACAGUUUACAAUUGCAAAUUGUAAUGAAGUAAUUGAAAGAAAGGCUAGAAGUUGAGAAGGGAGAGAGACAAAGUGGAAGAAGAUGGAGACAGAAGUGGAAGCUGGCCGUGUAAAGCCAUUGUCGUACAAAGUGAAGGCAAUCUCCAGAGAGUCUCCUUCUCAGAAGGCCUCUCACGUUCUCGACGCCGACCUCCGCUCCCACUGGUCCACCGCCACCAACACCAAGGAGUGGAUUCUUCUCGAACUCAACGAACCUUGCUUGCUCUCCCACAUUCGGAUUCACAACAAGUCCGUUCUCGAAUGGGAGAUUUCUGUCGGAUUGCGCUACAAGCCAGAGACGUUUGUGAAAGUUCGACCGCGUUGCGAGGCUCCUCGACGGGAUAUGGUGUAUCCGAUGAACUACACUCCUUGCCGCUACGUGCGAAUUUCUUGUUUGCGAGGAAAUCCGAUUGCUAUUUUCUUCAUUCAGGUGAUUGGGGUUUCAGUUAGUGGUCUUGAACCAGAGUUUCAGCCUGUUGUUAACCACUUGUUGCCUCACAUAACAUCGCAUAAACAAGAUGCCCAUGAUACGCAUCUUCAGUUGCUUAAAGACAUGACAAACCGGUUGCAUAUGUUCCUUCCCCAACUUGAGGCAGAACUUGACAGCUUUUCAGAUGCUGCUGAACAUAACCUACGUUUUCUUGCCAUGCUAACUGGUCCAUUUUAUCCAAUACUUUAUGUCGUGAAUGAAAGGGCAACUACAAAGUCUUCAGGCAGUGUACCAGACUCUGAAGUUUCCAAGAAUUCUCCACCAUCUUCAGCCUUAACCGUUUCUUCUAACUUUGAGCCACGGAAGUUACGCAGUAUGUCACCUUUCGUUUUAUCCACAUCAAGUUCCAUGGUGUUCCGUCCAGAUGUGAUUUUCAUGCUGUUGAGAAAGGCAUACGAAGAUUCUGAUUUGGGAACUGUUUGCAGGACGGCUUCUAGAAUCCUGCAGAAGCUUUUAGAGCCUGUUAUUGUUCAGGAAGCAUCGACGUCUCCUAGUGAAAUGACAUCUGGGGAUGAGUCAUUAAAAUCUGAAUUACUUAUUCCUGUUCCUUUACUCGACUACUCAAAUUUAUUUGGAGAAGACUUCCAGCUACCUGAUGAUCAAUGGGAUUCCAGCCUUCUUAGCAUCCUGGAUUUAGGGGCAGUUGAAGAGGGAAUUAUACAUGUUCUUUUUGCGUGUGCGUCACAGCCUAUUCUCUGCAGUAAAUUGGCAGGGAGAAGUUCUGACUUCUGGUCUGCAUUGCCAUUGGUGCAAGCAUUGCUACCGGCUCUUCGUCCUUUAGUAAGCAGUCCUUCUAAUAUUGUUGAUGACAAUUUUUCUCAAUGGAAACAACCUAUUGUACAACAAGCCCUAUCUCAGAUUGUAGUGACAUCAUCAUCGUCAUUAUACCGUCCACUUCUUCAUGCUUGUGCUGGUUACUUAUCGUCAUUCUCGCAAUCACAUGCUAAGGCUGCUAGUGUCCUGAUUGACCUGUGUUGUAGCGUCCUAGCACCUUGGAUGACUCGGGUGAUUGCAAAGGUUGAUCUGGCUGUGGAGCUUCUGGAGGAUCUUUUGGGUGUAAUUCAGGGUGCUAAACAUUCCCUGGCCCGUGCACGAGCUGCCUUAAAAUAUAUUGUGCUGGCUAUCUCCGGUCAUAUGGAUGACAUACUUGGAAAGUAUAAGGAAGUUAAGCACAAAAUUAUCUUUCUUGUGGAGAUGUUAGAGCCCUUUAUUGAUCCCGCCAUUGCUUCAUUUAAGAGCACAAUAGCAUUUGGAGAUCUAUCUCCUGCUUAUCCUGAAAAGCAGGAAAGCAAUUGUGCGAUUGCUCUCAAUGUGAUUCGUACAGCAGUACACAAACCAGCAGUUUUACCCUCUCUGGAAUCGGAGUGGAGGCGUGGCUCGUUUGCUUCUAGUGUCCUUCUUGCAAUACUGGAACCUCACAUGCAAUUACCACCUGAAAUUGACCUUCGCACUUAUUCGGUUUCCAAACCAUUAGAACUUGAAAGUGGUUUAUGCCAUGGGAUUAGUUCUGUAAAAUCAAACAGCCAGGAAGAACUUGAUGGAAAGACAGAUGUUCCAGAUACCACCAUAAAGACAGAUAUUUUUGAAGAUGUGGGUCUUCUUUUUGCUCCACCAGAACUACGAAGCAUGACACUAACAAAUAUUUGCAAUGAUUUAAAUGAGUAUAGCCCUGGGAUGAUUAGCUCAGAUCCAAAGGCACUGGUUGAGAAAUUCUUUCCCAAGAAUUUUCAUGUUGACUUGGUAUUAGAUACUGGCUUCACUGCUGAGUACUUCAACUUACAAGCAGAUUACUUUCGACUUGUAAAUUAUCAAGAUUGUGAGCUUAAGUCUUCUGAGUUUCGGCGUUUAGCUGUAGAUUUGCACUCACAGGACGAGAUUACGGUGGAGGGUCAUGAUGCAGCAAUAGAUGCUUUGCUCUUGGCUGCAGAAUGCUAUGUCAACCCCUUUUUUAUGAUAGCUUUCAAGACCAAUCCAAAAUUAACAAACUAUGCCAACAUCAAGGAGAUAAAGGCUCUAAAAGAACAUGAUUUUGAUUUGAAAAAGGUCUCUGGAAAGUGCAGAAGUGACUUAGAAACAAUAGCUUUUCUUGAAAAGAAAAGAGACAAAGUUGUCCUGCAAAUUCUGCUUGAGGCUGCUGAAUUAGACCGAAAAUACGAGGAAAAUGUGUCAGAUGGUGAACAUGGUUCAUGCUAUGUUGGAAUAUAUGGUCAACCAAUCAUCAAGUUGUCUCCUCUUGAUGUACAAUCCAUGGAUGCCAUCACCUUAGUUCGACAAAAUCAAGCUUUGUUAUGUACCUUUUUAAUGAAAAGGUUGCAGAGAGAACGCCAGUCAUUGCAAGAAAUUCUUAUACAAAGUCUUGUGUUUUUGUUGCACUCGGCUACUGAGCUAUACUGCAGUCCAGAACAUGUGAUCGAUGUUGUAUUACAAUCUGCUGAGUACUUAAAUGGGAUGUUGACUUCCCUAUAUCAUCAGUUCAAAGAAGGCAAUCUUCACUUAGAGCCAGAAACAAUACAUGGGAUACAGCGUCGAUGGAUACUGCUUCAGAGACUGGUAAUCGCUUCCAGCAGUUGUGAUGAAGGGACAGAGUUUGCUAUCAACAAGAACAAUGGUUUCAAUUAUACAAAAUUGAUUCCACCUUCAGCUUGGACGAAUAGAAUUUCUUCAUUUUCUAGAUGUAAAUCGCCUCUAGUUCGGUUCCUUGGUUGGAUGGCAGUAUCUCGCAAUGCAAGGCAGUACGUAAAGGACCGAGUUUUCCUUGCUUCUGAUAUGCAACAGCUGACGUAUUUGCUAUCCAUAUUUGCAGAUGAGCUUGCUGUAGUGGAUAAUGUUAUCAACCGAGGACAUGAAGAUGCAAAUUUGGAAAAAUCAGGUGGGAAGCAUGUUUUCCCAGCACAUGAAGGACAUGAAGUUGCUGGUCAUCAACAUGAAAGCCAAUCUUUUCACUCUUUUCAUGUUUUUUAUCCCGAUCUCUAUAAGUUCUUUCCUAACAUGAAAAAGCAGUUUGGAGAUUUUGGGGAAACCAUUUUGGAGGCUGUUGGCUUGCAGUUGAGAUCCCUUCCUUCCACUCUCGUGCCAGACAUUUUGUGUUGGCUCUCUGAGUUGUGUUCCUGGCCAUUUUAUCACAUGGACCAAAUAGCUUCUCAAAAUAGUUCUUCUGAUUAUUUGAAAGGUUAUGUUGCUAAGAAUGCUAAGGUUGUGAUCCUGUAUGUUUUAGAAGCCAUCAUAACUGAGCACAUGGAAGCUAUGGUGCCUGAGACUCCUAGAGUCGUACAACUGCUACUAUCCCUUUGUAGAUCAUCAUACUGUGAUGUUUCAUUUCUUGAUUCUGUAUUGCGUUUGUUGAAGCCUAUCAUUUCAUAUUCCUUAAGUAAGGUGUCUGAUGAGGAAAGAUUAUCACAUGACGACUUGUGUCUUAAUUUUGAGUCAUUGUGCUUUGAUGAGCUUUUCCAUCACAUUAGACCCAGCGAGAAUCAGGACAAGGCUAAUAAAGAAUUAUAUGGUAGAGGGCUGACAAUUUUUAUUUUGGCUUCCGUCUUUCCUUAUUUGUCUGUUCAGCGUAGAAAGGAGAUGUUGCAGUCUUUAUUGUCAUGGACUGACUUUAUCGCAUUUGAACCAACAACUUCUUUCUAUGACUACCUUUGUGCAUUCCAGAAUGUUAUAGAAAGUUGUAAAGUCUUAUUAGUUAAGAAUUUACAAUUAUUUGGUGCUAUUCCACUCCAGCCAUCCACUGCUAGACAUUCAGAUAACUCCUUAGAGUCACAUUCAUGGUUUCCUAGUGAUGUCUACCACUCGCCAGAAAAGGUCCCCGAUAAGCUAGAGAAAAACAGCGAUGCUGCUGCUAAUGUAAAUCAGAAAAUUCACCAUUUAGCCACCGAAGAAAUAGAGGAAUUUUCUAAAGACUUGGAGAUUCUCAUUACCAAGCUUAAUCCAGCAACUGAGUUGUGUUGGAAUCUUCAUCAUCAACUGGCUAAGAAGCUUACUGUUACAUUGGCAGAAUGUUUUAUGUACUCAAGAUGUUUGUCUUCAAUUGCACAAAAAGUUGAGAAUGCUCAAGACAAUGACAGCGAAACAUCUAGUGUAUCCAAGCCAGUUGACCAAUUCCUCCUUCACUGGAGGCUUGGUCUUGAAGGAAUUUCUGAAACAAUUCUGACUCUUCAAGAAAAGGGUUGCUGGGAAGUUGCGUCUGUGAUGCUUGAUUGUCUACUAGGAGUGCCUUCUUGUUUUGGGCUGGGCAAUGUUGUUGGUUUUGUUUGUUCUGCAAUAAAAAAUAAUUCAUGCAGUGCACCAAAAAUUGCUUGGCGUUUGCGAACAGAAAAAUGGUUAUCAAUUUUACUUGGUAGAGACAUCCAUGUGCUUAAUGAAUGUGAAGAUUCUCUGGCUGAUCUGUUUUGUACACUGCUAGGUCAUCUUGAGCCUGAGCAACGAUUUAUUGCACUUAAGCUAUUAGGAAAACUUGUUGGCCAAGAGAUGGAUGGAAGAACUAACCUACAAGAGUUUAGUGUUUGCAGUAAUUUGUUUUCACCUGGCUUAGCUGAAUCCAUUCCUGAGUCUGUCAUUUCUCAUUUGGUAUCAAGUACAUGGGAUCUUGUUGUCGUGAUGGCGUCAUCUGAUGUAUCUUUGCAUCUGAGAAGCUGCGCGAUGGCUCUUCUUAUACAUUAUGUCCCAUUUGCUCAAAGGCACCAAUUACAAUCUUUCCUGGCAGCAGCUGAUAUUCAUGGUCUGGGAAAGCUUGGUCAGCCAACUUGUGAAGGCCCCUUGCUGCGACUUUCGUUGGCACUCAUUGCUGGAGCUUGCCUGUACAGUUCUCCUGAGGAUAUUUCCUUGAUUCCUCAAAAUGUUUGGAGAAAUAUUGAGACUUUAGGAUUUUCAAAAUCUGAAAGCAGGAUUGGCGAUCUUGAGAAAAGGACUUGCCAAAUCAUGUGUAGAUUGAAAAAUUACGAGGACGAGGCUAAAGAGGCUCUGAAAGAAGUACUGUCUGCAAGUUCUUCAAAACAAUCCAAUCCAGAUUUUGUGACUACACGUGAAACAAUUCUCCAGGUGAUUACCAAUUUAACUUCUGUCAAGUCGUACUUUGAUUUCUUCUCGGAAAAAGAAGAUCGAGAAGCCAUGGAACUGGAGGAGGCUGAAAUUGAAUUGGACAUUCUUCAAAAAGAUCAUGCUCCAGAACAAUCACUUGAAGAUUCCAAAGGGCACCGGACUCCUUCACUAGAUUCUCCUAUGAAAGAUGAUUCACGCCUUAAGCAAAUCAAGGAGUCUAUUCGUUCCCUAGAAAAGAGCAAACUUCGAGAAGAUAUAGCAACCCGCAGGCAAAGUAAACUUCUUAUGAGACAUACCCGUCAGAAAUAUUUAGAAGAGGCAGCUGUACGAGAAGCAGAGCUUUUACAAGAGCUUGAUAGGGAGAGAACAACUGAAGCUGAAAAGGAGAUUGAGAGACAGCGAUUGUUAGAACUGGAGCGUACAAAAACCAGGGAACUGCGGUACAAUCUUGAUAUGGAAAAGGAGAAGCAAACACAGAGAGAACUUCAGCGUGAGUUGGAGCAGGCUGAAUCAGGACUUCGGCCAUCUCGGCGCGAGUUUUCUUCCUCCUCCCAUAGUAGCAGGCCCCGGGAAAGGUAUCGUGAAAGGGAAAAUGGAAGAUCCGGAAAUGAGGGGAGCACAAGAGGAAGUACAGGUAGCUUGCAGCUUGAAACUUCUACUAGUUCUUCCAUGGUAACCAUGCCAACUGUUGUGCUGUCGGGGUCCCGACCAUUUUCCGGCCAGCUUCCUACGAUUUUGCAAUCACGUGAUCGUCAAGAUGAGUGUGGCAGCGGUUAUGAAGAGAAUGUAGAUGGAAGCAAGGACUCCGGUGACACAGGUAGUGUUGGGGAUCCGGACUUGGCUUCAGCAUUUGACGGACAGGGUGGUGGAUUUGGAUCAUCUCAGAGGCAUGGACCCCGGGGGAGCAAGUCUAGGCAGGUCGUGGAACGGAGAGAACGAGACAGACGCGAAGGGAAGUGGGAAAGGAAGCAUUUAUAAGGUGAAUGCCCGGAGCUGUAUACUAGGUUAGUGUAGUGUAGUGUACUGCGUAUACUUGUAUGUGCAAGGAAAGAAUCAAAGGAGAUACGACCGGAUAUGUUUUUCCUGAAGAAUGAUUGUGGUGGAAAGUAGGACUGUAAUUAGCGAUUAUAAAAGAAAAACAGAUACGUUUCUUGUCAGGUUCACUUUGUGAUGUGCCUGCAUUUGCGCAUAUAUCCCAGAAAGAAGAUUUUCAUCUUGUUGUCAACAUGAUGAUCCCAUUCGAAAAAUAUUUUAGUGAUUUGGGGUUAGGCGCCGAGAAUUAAAAUUAAACAGGUAGUUUUUGGACA
Messenger RNA from Morus notabilis, 6892 nucleotides. RefSeq lists its product as uncharacterized. The record is from RefSeq and is a predicted model, not a curated record. The transcript is spliced from 26 exons. The coding region runs from base 102 to 6563 and encodes 2153 amino acids. Lineage: Eukaryota; Viridiplantae; Streptophyta; Magnoliopsida; Rosales; Moraceae.